CUAAGUUACUCUGGGCCACGGAGGCUGCCCUGCUUACCUGUGACUCCACAUCCUGUUGCAGUGACCUGAGGUUGCAUCCUGGGAAACCCAGCCUCAGAAGAGAAACAGAUCCUGCUCUCUCUGCACUGGUGGCUAAAGCAGCACAGCCCCAUCUCUCAGUGUGGAGCUGCCCAGGCAGAGGGCUCUGCAGCCUGAGGGGAGACACCCAGAGGAAGAGGAUGGGGAACUCUCUUCUAAGGGAGAACAGGUGCUGGGACUGCCACAUGGCUGAAGGGUGUGUCUGCCUCCCGUGGAAAAAAUUACACAUAUUUAAAGCAAGGCAAAAUUCCCUAAAGGAAAAUGAAGAAAUAUCGUCUCCUCCCACCCAGGGCCACGAUGACCAGAGUUCCACAGAGGAUCUGUGCUACACUGUCAUCCACCACAGUAUCCCCAGGAGAAGGCCAUCCGGGAAUUCUGCUGAGGAGUUCUAUGAGAAUGUUUCCCGCAAGCCUGAGAAGCCCAGAAAGUUGUCGGGAGAAACAGAGACAGAGUAUUCUCUUGUCCGGGUGACUUGCUCCCCCGAGCACACACCUUCUGCAGAAGAGGAAUAUGAACUUCUCAUGCCUGAUAAAAUCUCUCACUCCCUGCAGCAGCCACGUGUGCGCUUGCCUUCUUCUGAGACUCAGUUUUCCCAUUUAUAAUGAAGCGGUUGGAAUAACCCUUGUUUAACACCAACAAAUAAAAGCUGGGGGCAGGGGACUUCGGUGGAAGCAGGUGUGGAGCACCCAACCCUUCCAGCUGCCCCCCUCACACACACUAUAGCUCUUCCUGAGGCAUCUCUGCAGGACGUGGUUGACAAACCACAGAGACUCUUAGAUCCUGCUCAAUAUCCAACAGCCAAGGAUCAACCAAAUAUUUUACACACCAGUCUUUGAGAAAGGAGUGACCAUCUUUGGUUGCAAGUUGUUUUGGAAAUGGGCUGUUCUGCUCGGUAGUGGGAAGGGCCCCCUGGUCUUCUAUGGCUGUGUGCGCCACAAGAGUUCUCCUUUGUCUAGACUCUUCUCAUAAAAUGUCUGUGUCAUUGUUCUCUGAGGACACAGGGAAAAUUCACCCAUCAUACUGAGUGUAGCCCAGGCUGUCCAUUCCUUGUGUUCUGACUCAAGCCUUCGCUCAUAGCCUUCCAGGGGGCCUCCUGCAGUGUCCUCCUGUUCCGCUCCUCUCAGCAGAGUCCUUUGCAGUGUUCUUGACUCAUUGACCCUCAUGGUGUGUUUGGGUUGAAAUCAGAAAUUCCAGGUCAGGUUUUACAUAAUUUUCUACAUGAUUUAAACCCAUUUAAACAAACAAACAAACAAAAAAAACCUUUAGGGGCCUCUCUGGUGGUGCAAGGGAUUAAGUCUCAGCACUAUGAAGCUAUCCACAGCCACUGCAGCACAAAUUCAAUCCCCAGCCAGGGUGGUGACCCACAUGGUGCAGCAGACCUCUCCUGCCUUACCCGGGCUCCCCUCAGCAGUGUAUUUCAGUAGACCUGCCUGUUCUGCUCCCCACUCUUUCUGGCGAAUCCUCUCAGUCCCCACACCUCUGGUCUACACCCCAGUUCUUGUAUGCAUAAAUAAAUAAAUAAAUCUUUAAAAAAAAACUUUAUAUUUCUCCCCUGAAAUUUUAAUAAGAAAAUCAUCCAGAGCCUGAUGUCCUGGCUUCCAAUUCAGUGUGCUCCCAAGAUUCUACAUAAAAGAACCUGUGUCAUAUGAUAAACGUAUUUGUGUCAUGAAUAAAAUUUCCACAUGGAAAAAUAACCCCCUACACACUCCUCUAAUGAAUGCUUCUCUGUAUACCAUGACUACUUAUUUUCUCAUUUUUUCUUCAGUGCUCAUAGAAAAUAUGUCUCAACCCUAAAUCAGGGGUCAGCAAUCCGUGACCUUCUGGCCAAAUCUAACCUCCUGUUUUAAUAAAUAAAACGUUAU
Molecule: messenger RNA, 1940 nt
Organism: Talpa occidentalis (Iberian mole)
Lineage: Eukaryota; Metazoa; Chordata; Mammalia; Eulipotyphla; Talpidae
Gene: GCSAM
Product: germinal center associated signaling and motility
Exons: 6
Coding region: 219-680 (153 amino acids)
Biological process (GO): negative regulation of lymphocyte migration; regulation of B cell receptor signaling pathway
Source: RefSeq, a predicted model, not a curated record